AUGUCUGCUCCGACGCAAACCGCCGAACACCAAGAAGAUGCCUACUUCUCAUCUCAACCACCGCCCAAGAACCUCGAAUCCCACGUCUCGGCCGCCCGCUCAUUCAUCGACCAUCACUCCUCCAUCUCAGACCGGCGCAUCGUCCUCGUCACCUCGGGCGGCACCACCGUUCCGCUGGAAAAGCAGACAGUCCGCUUCAUCGACAACUUCUCCGCCGGCACCCGCGGCGCCACCUCGGCAGAAUACUUCCUCGAGGCCGGCUACGCAGUCAUCUUCCUGCACCGUCAGUUCUCGCUGCAGCCGUACUCGAGGCACUACUCCCACGCGACCGACUGUUUCCUCGACUUCCUCGCCGAGGGCGACGACGGCACCGUCGUCGCGAACCCCGAGCACCAGGAGCGCAUGCGCGCCGUGCUGCGAAAGUACAAGGCCGCCCGCAGGCACAACAUGCUCCUCAUGCUCCCCUUCACCACCAUCACCGACUACCUGUUCGAGCUGCGCGCCAUCGCCGGCCUCCUGCGCCCGCUGGGUCCGUCCGCCCUCCUUUAUCUCGCGGCCGCCGUGUCGGAUUUCUUCCUGCCGCAGGACAGGAUGGCCGAGCACAAAAUCCAGUCCACCAACGCUACGGACUCCUUCUCAGGUGGUGGCGGCGGCGGCGGCGGCACGGCGAUGCCCAAGGGGAACGGCAACGGCAACUCGGAAGACGAAGAGACGUUCGACAACUUCGACUCGUCUCCCAGGAUCCCGCGCUCGAAGCGUCUGGUGAUCGACCUGGACCCCGUCCCCAAGUUCCUGCAGAACCUCGUCGACGGCUGGGCGCCGCAGGGCAUGGUCGUCAGCUUCAAGCUCGAGACGGACCCGGCCAUCCUCGUGCACAAGGCAAAGUACUCGCUCGAGCGGUACCAGCACCACCUCGUCAUCGGGAACCUGCUCUCGACGCGGAAGUGGGAGGUCGUCUUUGUCGCGCCGGGACAGCAGGACAAGUGGGUCCGCGUGCCGAGCGCGCAGCGCAAGACGUCCGAGGACAAGCCGCUGGAUCCGGACGCGCUGCCGGAGGGCGAUCCCGAGGUGGAGAUCGAGAGCCUCAUUAUCCCCGCCGUGCAGGAACUGCAUUCCAAACAUAUCCAGUCGCUGCGGAAGUAG
Molecule: messenger RNA, 1143 nt
Organism: Colletotrichum truncatum
Lineage: Eukaryota; Fungi; Ascomycota; Sordariomycetes; Glomerellales; Glomerellaceae
Product: DNA pantothenate metabolism flavoprotein
Biological process (GO): coenzyme A biosynthetic process
Cellular component (GO): cytoplasm; nucleus
Molecular function (GO): phosphopantothenate--cysteine ligase activity
Source: RefSeq, a predicted model, not a curated record